UUUAUUUAUUUGUAUUUGUUUACACUUCGGGAAGUCACGGUUUAAAUAGUUACAGAAAAAAAAAACAAACAAACAAAAAAAAAAACAUUCAAACAUGUGCAAGAUACUAAAAGUGUUCCAGGCUGGGAUACUGACGUGUUUUCUAGGAGGAUGGGUCUGCAGUGCCACGGCAAAAGCGAAUGAAAAAUUUGCACCAGAGGGCUGGCUGCAGCAGUAUGGCUACCUGCCUCCAGGUGACCUGCGCACCCACACUGUGCGCUCUGAGCAGACCAUCUCCUCGGCCAUCGCGGACAUGCAGCGUUUCUACGGGCUCAGAGUCACGGGCACCAUUGACCCCAAGACCGUCCAAGCAAUGCAGCGCCCGCGGUGCGGAGUUCCUGACAAAUUCGGCUCAGAAUUGAAAACCAACUUGCGGCGAAAACGCUACGCCAUCCAGGGGCUGAGAUGGAACCACAACGAAAUCACCUUCUGUAUUCAGAACUAUACUCCCAAGGUGGGGGAGUACGAGACGUUUGAAGCAAUCCGCCGUGCGUUCAAAGUCUGGGAACGCGUGAUCCCGCUGCGCUUCAGAGAGAUCCCCUAUCACCUUAUCAGGGACAAGCAUGAGAAGUUUGCUGACAUCAUGCUGAUGUUCGCCGACGGUUUCCAUGGGGACAGCACCCCCUUCGAUGGCGAGGGGGGCUUCCUGGCACACGCGUACUUCCCUGGCCAGGGCAUAGGGGGCGACACUCACUUUGACUCCUCCGAACCAUGGACUGUCGGGAACUCGGACCUCUCUGGUAACGAUGUGUUCCUGGUAGCGGUUCAUGAGCUAGGCCACGCCCUCGGCCUAGAACAUUCCAAUGACCCCUCUGCGAUCAUGGCACCUUUCUACCAGUGGAUGGAUACAGAGAACUUCGAACUGCCUGACGAUGACCGCAGAGGAAUCCAACAGCUCUACGGUAGCUCAGCGUUCCCAGCACCCACCGUCCCCCCGAGGAAGCCCGACACCACCACCACCACCAGGCGACCCCACGUCCCCAGGACCCCCGGCAAACCAAACGGACCCCCGUACGGACCCAGCGUGUGUGAGGGUGGCUUUGAUACCAUUGCUAUGCUGCGCGGGGAAAUGUUCGUCUUCAAGAACAAGUGGUUUUGGCGUGUUCGUAAUAACCGCGUGAUGGACGGCUACCCCCUGCCAAUCGGUCACUUCUGGAGAGGCCUGCCCGCCUCCAUUGACAGCGCUUAUGAGAGGAAGGACGGCAAGUUUGUCUUCUUCAAGGGUGACAAGCACUGGGUGUUCUCCGAGGCCAGUCUGGAGCAGGGCUAUCCCAAGAGCCUCAGAGAGUUAGGAAAGGGGCUGCCCAAGGACAGGAUUGAUGCAGCGUUGUUCUGGUUACCCAACGGAAAGACCUACUUCUUCAGGGGAGACAAGUAUUACCGCUUCAAUGAGGAAAUGAAAUCUGUGGAUUCGGACUAUCCCAAACCCAUCAGCGUUUGGGAAGGAAUUCCGGAUUCUCCCAAAGGAGCAUUUAUGGGAAGCAAUGGAGUGUACACUUACUUCUACAAGGGAAACCGCUACUGGAAGUUCAACAACCAGAAGCUGAAGGUGGAGCCCGGCUACCCGAAGUCGGUGCUGCGAGACUGGAUGGGCUGCGAUGGUGACGGAGAGUAUGAAGAGAGCCCCGACGGCAGGGAGACGGAAGUGAUCAUCAUCGAGGUGGAGGAAUCAGACCGUGGGGUGGACGCAGCAGCCAUCGUCCUCCCCGUCCUCCUCUUGAUCUGCGUCCUUCUCGCCCUGGGAGCCGUCAUCUUCUUCAAGCGCUACGGGACGCCUCGCCGCCUGCUCUACUGUCAGAGAUCCUUGCUGGACAAGGUUUGAGCCGAAAAUCGAUGCAGCUGGCUAGCGUAAAGGGCGUGUUUGAAUCUCUUUCUCCUGCUUUCUCAACCCUCAAUUUCCAUAGUCUAAACAUAAAUCUAUAGGGGUGUACACUAUUUGAACGUUUAAACGUUUUUCCAAGUGUUUUACUUUUAACCAUUGAGUGUCGUCUCAUCACGUUAAGGUUGGGUAUCUUGUGACCACUGUCACAGAGAUGUGUCCGUUGGAGAGCUGCAGUGUUGGUGGAGUGUGUAGUGCAAGGCUACUUUAUUUCAGGUCUUUUCCAUGCACACUUCAACGUUGUGCGCAUCUAGUUAAAGUUGUUGACCAUCAUAAAUAGCAACAGCCCCCUAAUCUAGGGCUUCAUGUGAUGGCUUUUCGAUUUGACAUCCCCAAUAUGUUGAAGCGUUCAAAUGCGUUUACUCCUAGACACACCCCAUCAGAGUUACAGGCUUGCAGUCAGCUGUUUUUUUUUUUUAAUUCUCUACAUAAGAAGCAACUGGUGGUGUAUCGCUUGAAGACCGGAAUGCUUAUUAAAGAAGGGAGUUCUCUGCCCUCUU
Polyodon spathula (Mississippi paddlefish) is the source of this 2418-nucleotide messenger RNA. RefSeq names its product matrix metalloproteinase-14-like. Bases 95 to 1861 code for a protein of 588 amino acids. The transcript is spliced from 10 exons. Gene Ontology annotation, cellular component: extracellular matrix. Lineage: Eukaryota; Metazoa; Chordata; Actinopteri; Acipenseriformes; Polyodontidae. The record is from RefSeq and is a predicted model, not a curated record. Gene Ontology annotation, biological process: skeletal system development; extracellular matrix organization; zymogen activation. Gene Ontology annotation, molecular function: zinc ion binding; metalloendopeptidase activity.